Molecule: messenger RNA, 768 nt
Organism: Aspergillus mulundensis
Lineage: Eukaryota; Fungi; Ascomycota; Eurotiomycetes; Eurotiales; Aspergillaceae
Exons: 1
Coding region: 1-768 (255 amino acids)
Source: RefSeq, a predicted model, not a curated record
AUGGCGCCGCCUCACCGCCGUUCAAGACCGAAGAUUUCCCUCUGGACGCGCUUCCGGAUAUGGCUUCGACGCCUUGAGUCCCCUCUCCGAAUUCGGAGCAGUAUAAUCCGUCUCUCCCAUCACCAUAACUACCCUCGACUUGCUCUCCUGCGUUUGUUCAUCCCCUUCCCUUCCUGGUUCUUCCCAGUACCAGGACCCUUCUCCCCUCGUGCUUUGAUAGAAGACGAAAAGCACGGGACCGGAAUCAUCGAGCGUCAAUUCGGCGACAUCACCAACCUUCGCGCCAUUCCAAUCUGGCAGAUGCGCGAUACCCAGCUGCGAUGUAUCUACCGUCUCUACGAGCUGCAUCUUGCAAACCGUUAUGACAUGAUUGGUUUCGAGACUGAGUACUUCUUCUAUCGGCCGGAGUGGAAAGUCCGAGAUAUCCCUGAUCCCGCAGACCCGGAUCCGAUCCGGUAUGCUCUCCUCGCGUCAAUCGUUGAGGAAUUGCACGAAGCCGUUAACUGGCGGUUGAGCCUGGGCUUGCGGAGAAAUCGCAAGCAUGUAUAUCGUGAGGAGGAUAGUGACCCUUUCCCUCCGUUUACCCCUGAAGUCCUUCCGGGCUGGACUAGACAUGUGCCCCCGAUUGAUAGGGGUCUCCUCAGGAAAUCGAUGCCUGCGGAAAUGCUAGAUGCCGAGGGUAACCUUGUAUUGGAAGAAGGUGGCAAGGAUGAAAACUUCGCUAGGCGCAAUAUUGUAACGAAUACGGGCUGGUUCUACACAAUCUAG